AUGUCAGGCAUAGGUGCUUGGAUAUGGGGAACGUCACAGCUCGACGAUGCUGUCGACAAGGCGACCUCUGAGCUCUUGCCAGCAGGCGCAGAGGAUAUCGCUUUGAAUCUCGAAAUAUGCGAUCAAAUCCGCUCAAAGUCGGUGCCAGCAAAGGAUGCCAUGCGUGCUCUUAAACGCCGACUCAAUCACAAGAACCCAAACGUUCAGCUUCUAGCUUUGGGGUUGACGGAUAUCUGCAUCAAGAAUGGCGGUGAUCACUUCCUAGUUGAAGUCGCCUCUCGGGAAUUCGUGGAUAAUCUCGUCUCCAUACUCAAAGUUCCAGUCUUAAAUCUCGAGGUCAAAAAUGUUAUCCUACGUCUCAUUCAGAAUUGGAGUUUCGCAUUCGAGGGAAAGCAUACAUUGAGCUACAUGGGGCAGGUAUACAAAAUGUUGACCAACGAAGGAUUCAAUUUUCCUCCAAAGGACCUAGCUGUUGCCAACUCUGCCAUGGUCGAUACUCAAACCGCCCCCGAGUGGAUAGACUCAGAAGUCUGCCUACGGUGUCGGACGGCAUUCACAUUCACAAACCGAAAGCAUCACUGCCGAAACUGUGGUCAAGUCUUUGACCAGCAAUGCUCCUCGAAGUCAAUGCCUUUGCCUCAUUUCGGUAUUACCACAGAUGUUAGGGUGUGUGAUGGCUGCCACGCAAAGCUCACGAAGAAACAUGAGAAAGUAGAUAAAGGUCAUCGACACUCAACAAGUCUUCACGGAACCCGCCACCGUGGUGCGCGGGAGUUGGCCGACGCUGAACUUCAAAGGGCUAUCCAGCUCUCUCUGCAAGAGGUCAACGCAAACGGGAACGCUCGCCCUGGAUACGCCCCCUCGCAGCCCAAAUGGCAGUCCUCAGAACCCCCUAUCAUCGACAGAAGCUCCUAUCCCGACAGGAAAGCUCUCUCGGACGAAGAUGACGAUCCGGACCUCAAAGCUGCCAUAGAAGCAAGCUUACGCGAAGCUAAUGCUCCCAAACCCAGUGCACCCAUCGUUGUAGAGACACCACGUACAGAGGCUCCGUACGAGUACGCCGGCCCCGGCUAUUCGCAAUCAUACCCUCCUGGACUGCACCAGCCGGCACUGCCCAAGGUGCCAAGUUACGAUCUAGAGCCUUUAGAGGAAGACGCGAUUCUCACGUUCAACCAAACUGUAGAGCAGGUUCAGGCGCAAGGCGGGAGAGACAUUUCCAGGUAUCCAGCGGUGAACGAGUUGUACGAUAAGGCAAAUGGAUUGAGGCCUAAGAUGGCGUUGAGUCUGGAUGAUGCUGGUCGGAAAGAAGAAAUGCUUUCGGACAUGCACGACAAACUAUCGCAAGCAGUUAAGCUGUAUGACCAAAUAUUGACUCAACAGAUUUCCCAUCCUCGUUGGCGUUCUUCCGCUGCGCCUCCUUCUCAGUAUCAGCAACCAGUGUCGAGCUAUAAUACAGGUUACAAUCAGUGGACUCCUGCUCAAUUGCAACAGCCCCCCUCAGGAUAUCAACAACCGGAAACGCAACAACCACUUUCGCCACAGAUGACUGCCUAUUCCCCACCUCUGGCACAAGAACAACCACAGCAGGCUCAAUACGUCAGCUCUCCGCGAUUUGAGGUAUCACAACCUCAAUGGCGUCCGCAACAGCCCCAGCAGCAGCAGCAACAAUCACAAUCCACGUCGUGGUAUACUCCUCCUCAACAAACCCAAUCUCCUGUCGCCAGCGCUCCUCCCUCACAGCAGCCUUCAGCGCCCCCUUCCUUCCAACAUUCUCCACAACAACCACAACAGCAGCAGCCGUCACAGUACCAGCCAUACUUUGCUACUCCCCCCACCCCGAGCACAAGUCAGACUCUUCCACCUGUCACCUACAACACUCCUUCGGCUCUAUCCCAACCCCCCCAGCAGAUUAUCGAUUCCCAUCCCCAAGCCGCACCACUCCAAACCCACCCCUCACAGUCAAUAGCCAGGCAUAACACUAUUACAUACGCACAAUCCACAGCUCAACCCCAAUUAGCAAGGAGCAACACCGUCGCUGCUCAACAACCUACUAUUCAUGCACGACCGCAACAGCAGCAGCAGCAACAUGUUCCUCAACGCCAAUUACAGUACCAACAUCAGCAACAACCAUAUCAGCAAGCUAUGUCUCCCCCACCUGCCCCAGCAGCACUACCUCAGUUUCCCGUUGCUCCAACCCUAGCACCACAGGCGUUCCCCAUGUUUGGUGCAACGUUAGCAGCACCGUCAGGGAUUGAGUAUAAGGAGGAAAGAAAAGAGGCACUGUUGAUUGAUUUGUAG
This is a messenger RNA of Laccaria bicolor S238N-H82, 2298 nucleotides long. Its product is annotated as vacuolar sorting-associated protein Vps27. The record is from RefSeq and is a predicted model, not a curated record. The transcript is spliced from 6 exons. Gene Ontology annotation, molecular function: metal ion binding; ubiquitin binding; phosphatidylinositol binding. Lineage: Eukaryota; Fungi; Basidiomycota; Agaricomycetes; Agaricales; Hydnangiaceae. Bases 1 to 2298 code for a protein of 765 amino acids.